UGAGACUAGGUCCCUCCAAAUCCAGUAUUCCAUCCUUCUUCGUUUUUCGCUGGUCUCUCUUCUUUCCUUUCCCCUCUCUUUCGAGGGUUUUUCUUUUUCUUUUCUUUUUUUUCUCUUUAAUUUUUCCUUUUAUUUUCUUUUUGCUCUUUCUCAGUUUUCCUUCCAUUUUCUUUCAAUCCCAUUUCUUCUUCCUCUGCAACCCUAACCCUAGAAUUCAAGAUGCAGCAACAGAGGUUAAGGCAGCAUGCCAUGAUGCAACCCUCUCUCUACCAUCACCCCGCUCUCCUUACUCCUCCUCAGAUAGAGCCUAUCUUGAGUGGAAAUCUGCCACCUGGCUUUGAUUCGAGUACAUGCCGCAGUGUUUAUGUCGGCAACAUUCAUCCCCAGGUUACAGAACCACUUCUUCAAGAGCUUUUUUCGGCUGCAGGUGCCCUUGAAGGAUGCAAGCUUAUCAGGAAAGAGAAGUCAUCCUAUGGUUUUGUGGACUACUUCGAUCGGAGUUCUGCUGCAUUUGCUAUUGUAACUCUCAAUGGGAGGAAUAUUUUUGGGCAACCUAUUAAGGUUAACUGGGCUUAUGCAAGCAGCCAGAGAGAGGAUACCUCAGGUCACUUUAAUAUUUUUGUUGGUGACCUUAGUCCUGAGGUCACAGAUGCGACGUUGUAUGCUUGCUUCUCUGUAUAUCCUAGUUGUUCUGAUGCAAGGGUAAUGUGGGAUCAGAAAACAGGCCGUUCCAGGGGAUUUGGAUUUGUUUCUUUUCGGAAUCAGCAGGAUGCUCAAAGUGCUAUAAAUGAUUUGACUGGAAAAUGGCUUGGAAGCAGACAGAUUCGUUGUAAUUGGGCAACAAAAGGGGCCAGUGCAAGUGAUGAAAAACAGAGUUCGGAUUCCAAAAGUGUCGUGGAGUUGACUAAUGGAACAUCAGAAGAAGGCCUGGAAAUAACCACUGAUGAUGCCCCCGAGAAGAAUCCUCAAUAUACCACGGUUUAUGUUGGCAAUCUUGCUCCUGAGGUCACUUCUGUUGAUCUCCAUCACCAUUUUCAUUCACUUGGUGCCGGAACUAUUGAAGAUGUUAGGGUGCAACGAGACAAAGGUUUUGGGUUUGUGAGAUACAGUACCCAUGCUGAAGCAGCUCUUGCAAUACAGAUGGGUAAUGCUCGAAUUCUCUUUGGCAAACCUAUAAAGUGUUCAUGGGGUAGCAAACCCACUCCUCCAGGAACUGCCUCUACUCCUCUUCCCCCUCCUACUUCUGCAAAUGUGCCUGGUUUUUCUCUUGCUAGUCUUGCAGCAUAUGAACGCCAAAUGGCUUUGAGUAAAAUGGGUGGUGCACACGCCCUUCUGCAUCAGCAAGGACAGCAUGCCCUAAAACAGGUAGCCAUGGGAAUGGGUGCUCCAGGGGCUGGUUAUGAUGCAAGGUUUCAGAACGUUGCUACCACCCAGCACCUAAUGUACUAUCAGUAAAAUGUGUUGUGUAACUCCCUGCGAUAAAAAAGGGAGGAUUAAAACCGUAAGAACAGUUCUACAGUACCCGUUUAUGUCUUCCUCUUCUCUGCUUUUCUAUCUUUAGCCUCCAAAAUUUUCUUUUGUUCUUAUUUAUGGUCGGUACACUUGUAAUGCUACCGCUGCGUGCAUGAAUGGUGUCUUGUAUUUUCUAAUGACGAUCAUUCCAUGGUUGUAUUGUUCGUUAACCUUUGCGGUUUGGGAUAUUAAACUUUGCUUAGUUCUGUAUUUCUGUCUUUAUUAAGUACAAAAACUUGUCAUAAUCUACCUUUCCUCUU
Messenger RNA from Vigna unguiculata (cowpea), 1772 nucleotides. RefSeq names its product oligouridylate-binding protein 1-like. NCBI's taxonomy places the organism in Eukaryota, Viridiplantae, Streptophyta, Magnoliopsida, Fabales, Fabaceae. Gene Ontology annotation, molecular function: mRNA binding. The record is from RefSeq and is a predicted model, not a curated record. Gene Ontology annotation, cellular component: cytosol.